AUGAACAUAUUUCGGUUUUUCGGAGAUCUAAGCCAUCUCGCGAGCAUUUUCAUCCUCCUCUACUCCAUAGAGCUCCACAAAUCAACAAAAGGGUUGUCAUUGAAAACCCAAUCUUUGUAUGCGCUCGUAUUUGUCACUCGUUAUAUGGACCUUUUCACCCACUAUGUAUCGUUGUACAAUUUGUUGAUGAAAAUCUUCUUUCUUGGUUCCAGUGUGUACACCGUGUACGUUAUGGCUGGAAAGUACCGAAAGCAAACCGAAUUGACCGUAGAUACAUUUCCAGUGCGGUAUUUGGUGGGAGGAGCAUUUGUGGGGUCGUUGGUUUUGACAUACAAAUACACCUUUAGUGAAAUUAGGUGGUCGUUUUCGUUGUGGUUGGAAGCUGUGGCCAUUCUUCCCCAGUUGUACAUACUCCAAAGAACCGGUGAGGCCGAAAAUAUCACCUCUCAUUACAUCUUCGCAUUGGGGUUAUACCGGGCACUCUACAUUCCCAACUGGAUAUACCGUUAUUUCGCCGACGACAAGUUCGAUUACAUCUCAUUCUUGGCCGGGUUGUUACAAACUGCGGUAUACUCAGACUUCUUUUAUAUCUACUACACCCGGGUGAUGCAGGGAAAGAAGUUCCAGUUGCCAGUAUAG
This is a messenger RNA of Meyerozyma guilliermondii ATCC 6260, 639 nucleotides long. RefSeq lists its product as uncharacterized. NCBI's taxonomy places the organism in Eukaryota, Fungi, Ascomycota, Pichiomycetes, Serinales, Debaryomycetaceae. Gene Ontology annotation, molecular function: ER lumen protein retrieval receptor activity. The coding region runs from base 1 to 639 and encodes 212 amino acids. The record is from RefSeq and is a predicted model, not a curated record. Gene Ontology annotation, biological process: endoplasmic reticulum to Golgi vesicle-mediated transport; protein retention in ER lumen. The transcript has a single exon. Gene Ontology annotation, cellular component: endoplasmic reticulum; cis-Golgi network; membrane.